Owenia fusiformis is the source of this 4244-nucleotide messenger RNA. The record is from the annotation of a GenBank genome assembly. NCBI's taxonomy places the organism in Eukaryota, Metazoa, Annelida, Polychaeta, Sabellida, Oweniidae.
CAAAUUCGCCAUUUUUUCUAUUAAUCAAAUUGGAUCAGUUAGAAUUAAUCAGUUAAAAUACAGCAAGAUGGAUACAACAAAUACGUUUAUAUAACGAGAGAUAAUCAAGGAUGGACGGAGAAGAUGAACGACUUGAUGUGCCACCAGUCAGCCAGAGUGGCUCUGCAGUUCUUCACAAACUCCCAGCAAUUGACACAAGCAAGACAGAGCUCAAUGGAGAUGUACAACGGAAAAAACAUAAAAAGAAACGGAAAAAGCAAAAACACAAGGUUCAAAUUGAGGAACCUCCAAUUAUGACACAAAUAGAGGAUAACUCGGGAGAAAUCCGUCCACCUAUUAUUGACUAUGUCCUGGUUUUUGAAUAUAAGGAAAUUGAUGACGAAGAAGAGAACAAGGAUUCUAAGCUGAACAAAGCAAAAGAAAGGAGGACUAAGUUUGAGAAGUUAAUGGCAGAAGAGAGGAUUAAAGUUCAAAUUGAAGACAUUGGGAAUUUGAGAUUUCUGCUUCUAACAACAUCCUUUAGUAGGCUAUGUGAGGAAGCAGAGCAUGUUAAAUUAGAAAUGCCUUUGGCAGAGGGCCGUAUUGAGGACCCUGUCACUGGGUGCUGGGACAGGCUAAAAGACAAGUUGAGAACCGACACAGAGGACGAUUUUGUCAGUGCCCCUUUCACGCUCCAGACACCAGAUGUCUUCAAAGACUGGGACAAACCAGAGAUAUUCUUCCGACCUUCACUCAGACAGCUUUUAACUAACCACAUUCUUAUCAAUCUGGACAUCACAAACAAGAAAGAUAUAGAUGAAGAUGAACCCAUGUCUAAAAAAGGUCUUCCGUAUUUGCUUCACAAAGGUGCCUAUAAAGAUGCUUUUACCAUACACACGCCAUCUAUUGGGGAUCCAGACUGCAUAGAGGAGCGGGAAGAACGCCUUAAACAAAAAGCUGCCGAAACAGGAGAGAAAUUCUCAAAAAAAUCAAUCGAUCAUGACACUAUUGAAGACGAUUGGUCAAAGUUUUGCCGAAAACCAGAUGAACGGCAGUUGCUUAAUGACACAUGGACUAAAAUCUACAAAUUCCAACCUAUGUGGAAAAUCAGGAAUUAUUUUGGCGAAAAAGUUGGAUUCUAUUUUGCGUGGUCUGGACAGUUGAUUACAUCUUUAAUAUUCCCAGUUGUGUUUGGCUUGGCUAUAUUUUCCUAUGGAUUAUAUUUGAGUAUUAUGUCAUAUCAAGUUGAGAAGAACAUCGUAUCUAUGAAUGCAACCACUACAAAUUCUUCAUCUGGUAUAGCUGGCCUCAUAUCUGAUGCAAAAGAGCUGGUCUUUGAUCUCCUUGAUGUCAUAAAAGAAUCAUUUGAUAAUGAAGUCACUCCAUUCUUUGCCCUUGUCAUGUGUCUCUGGGGUACAUUGUUUCUUGAGGCUUGGAAGCGCAAGAAUGCAACUCUAGCAUAUGAGUGGGAUGUUGAUUCAUUUUCAAUGAGUGAACCUGAUAGACCACAGUUUGUGGGCACACAUGAGAAACAGGACCCUGUGAAUCCAGAGGAGACCAUGUGGUAUUACCCAUUGACGAGACAGGCUGGUUGGUUCCUGACCUCUGGCUCCGUUCUCAUUAUUAUGAUAUUGAUGGUAUUCAUCAGUGUAGCCUCAGUGAUCUUAUACAGGGUGAUAAUGAUGGUGGAUUACUGUCAAUAUAUGAGUGCAGUCGAGUGCGUUCUGGUCACCACCAUCGCAGGGUCCUUACUAAAUGCAAUCUCAAUACUCAUUCUGGGACGUAUAUACGAGUUCCUAGCAGCCAAAUUAACAGAAUGGGAGAAUCACCGUACCCAGACUGCCCAUGACAAUGCACUCAUCAUCAAGCUGUUUGCUUUCCAAUUUGCCAAUUGCUACUCAUCACUCUUCUACAUUGCUUUCUUCAGAGGGGAUCCUGGAGAAAAUGGUGUGUUGGGAUUGGGACCUCAAUAUAAAGAUGACUGUGGGAGAAACAACAACUGUAUGUCCAUGUUGUCUUUCCAAAUCCUCAUCCUCAUGAUUGUCAAACCUGUUGUCAAGUUCUCUAAGGAUAUCAUUCUGCCGUGGCUGAAAGAGCUUUUCAGGAAUCGAAAAUGUUGUCGAAAAAGUAAUAAAACUGAUCCAGUAGAUGAGACAAAAGUUAAAAUUUACACCCCUCAGCGCCAAAAGAUCCGAGACUACAUUGAAGCUGAGUACAAGAAACCGAAGCUUGGUGACUUCACAUUGGGCGAAUACACUGAGAAGGUCAUUCAAUAUGGCUACCUUAUGUUGUUUGCCUCUUCAUUUCCACUGGCCCCUCUGAUAGCCUUUUUCACACAUUUGUUUGACAUUGUCACUGAUGCAAAACGUAUGCUUUGGUGGUACAGGAGACCCCUUAGUGUCAUCGCAGAUAAUAUAGGGAUGUGGUAUGGGAUCCUUCAAUUCCUCAAUGUGGCAGGUGUAGUGAGCAAUGCAUUCAUCAUUGCAUUUACAUCACAAUGGGGAAAGCAAUACAAUGAAUAUGAGAAGCUUUGGUUAGUCAUCUUAUUUGAGCACGCAGUUAUAGCUGUGAAGCUAAUCUUCCAUAUUACAAUACCAGAUAUGCCCAGAAGUGUAAAGAGAACACAAAGAAGGGAGAAAUACCAAGUGUCUCGUAUUCUCCAUGAGGCCGCAGUGGAUAAGGCUCUUAGCAAAAGUUCACCAGAUCAGCAGUCUAUGUACAGUCAGCUAGGCUCAGCUCCCGCCAGUAAAGAGAGUCUCUCUCGUUCCUCCAGACUUGAUUCCCAAUCCCAGAGGCCUGAAGCCAAUUCCCCAAGGCCUACCCAAGAUGAAGAUAUGCUUUCUGAAAGUGGACAUCUUAGGAGACGGAAAAAUAGCCCAAUGAACCGAGAAGAAGGCAAUGAUGUAGUCGAUGGUCCUGCCCCUCUAAGGAGACCAGAUUAUAUGGACUCACCACAGGGCUCCACAGCAAGCAUAGAUCGUGAUGAUGCUCAGCUAUUACCUACUAAGAAGAAAAACAAGAAAAGUCCAAGAAAAAAACGAAAUCCAGAUGUUGGUGACACCAAUUUAGAUGAUUCAUCACCAAAUAUGGGCAUGGAUGACAAUGGAUCACAAUUGCCGAAUCAGGGCGGGGAACUGGAAAUGGAUGAGAUCUCAAAUAAUAACAAAAGAUAUGACUAUGACCAUGGGAUAACUCCAAAGAAACUCCCACCCCUGGCCUUAGCGGCCGUGACUCCUGGUAGAAUGCGUAAACAUAAGAAGAAAAGGGAGGUGGAUGAAAGACCAUGGUACUUAAGCCAGGCAACCCCACAUCAACAAAGAUCUGAGCCUUUACGCGACAAAUCCCACCUACGUCGGGAGUUUAAUGCAUCACCGUUACCUCCAGUACAGCCUAUAGGAUAUGGUAACCAAGGCAACUCGUACCAAGACAGUUUUGCAUAAUGCAAUACAGAAACAAUGGAGGCAAAUGCAAUGUAAUAGUGGGGUCUUGUUUUAAAACACGAAAUAAAGUGGAAAAUUAGAACAGCGUUAUAGACUUGUCAACACUCGGUGUAUAGAAAGGAAAAUACAAAUGUAUAUGAAACUUCUUCAUUUUUGAAAGAAAUGCUCUGAAUGCAAAAUUAUUUGAAAUAUUUUAAGUGCAAAUAUUUGAAAUAUACAUGUAAGUGACAAUAUGGCAUUAGUAAUUCAAACGCAGGGCUAACACAGAAAUCAUCCCCAAGUCUCUUCAAUGCUCAGAAUGUGUACCCAUGCAUUCAGAAGACAGGGGAUUUCAGAAAAUACAUGUACCAGGUAUAGAGUCAGGCUAUUUAUAUUAUGCACAAAGCUGAGUUUCACUCCAAGAGAAACAUGUAAAUAAUGUUAUCAUUUUAAAAACUAGUAUUUUAUUAUUUUUCCUGGAUGUGCCUUGAUCUGCAUCAGGUUAUUCAAUAUAUCCCAUAAUAUACAUUAUACCGUCCAGUCCACGUAACAUUACUAGCUAGUGAUCUAUAUCUUGAUAUUUUCUAAGUGCUUUGAUAAUGUAUACUCAAGUACAUGUACUAUACUUGGCUUGACUACCUUCAAAUAAGUUUUUAUUUGUAUGAAUGACAAAAGUACAUUGACAAAACAAUGGAGAUCAACAAAGGUUGCUAGUUGAAUCAACUGGCAAAUGGAGGUAGAGAGGUUAAGACGUAUCUCAGAAAAUUAUCAAUGUUAUUAUCUAUAUCCAUUAAAGAUGCAAUAUUUUUAUGUUUGUUAAAGAUGUACGAGGGUUGAUCAUAAAGU